This is a messenger RNA of Vigna unguiculata (cowpea), 6191 nucleotides long. RefSeq names its product large ribosomal subunit protein uL5m. Gene Ontology annotation, cellular component: ribosome. Gene Ontology annotation, biological process: translation. Gene Ontology annotation, molecular function: structural constituent of ribosome. Lineage: Eukaryota; Viridiplantae; Streptophyta; Magnoliopsida; Fabales; Fabaceae. The record is from RefSeq and is a predicted model, not a curated record.
GGGGCAGGAGCUACCCACUGGACGAAAGGUGGAGUAUGGUCCACCCGGAGCCAGGUGAUAUCAGUUUAAGUCUUCGCCUCUGGAAAGCGCCCGGAUCCAUCAUUGAGCCUUAGAUUCGAAGGGAAUGGAUUACUGACUCGAUAGAGUGAGGGGAGUUGACUAGACUGACUUGAACAAGUUUAGUUCUUUCUUUUCUUUUGAUCUCGGAAUGCUUCGGAUGAGACUUCUCCUUCGACGGAUGAAAGAGCUCAUUCUCUAGUUGGGGAUUCCCCAGUGUCUGCUAAUGCGGAUUCAGCUUCUUCGUAUGUUUAUACCCUUUCAUUCCCAGAAGCGUCCAAGGACCAUUCCAGCUGAAAAGCAAGUCAAUCCUCUCCUCCUUCGCGAAGUGUCUAAAUUACUUUUCCUAUCUCUUUUCUAUAGGGACUGACUGAUGGAAGGGAGAGUAAAUUAACAACCUAUCUACGGGAAAGCCUGUUUUCAUGGCACAGAGAAUCUCUUCCUUUCUCUGAAAAACUUGUAUUACUCUGCAAGUUCAAUCAGAUCCGGCAUAAAUGCGUUCCAGAGUCUUUAGGUGUGGUAUCAUAUGUAUCCCGCUCGUUUAGUUUUUAGUUAAAGUAUUAAGUAUCGUCAAUUCCAUACCACCUUCGCUCGAGAGUGACGAUGUUUAGUGUUAAGUAAUUAGUAAGUAAGCGGUUCUACUUGAUCUCAUGAACUAUAAAAAGUUUAGCCCAGUCUAGUCCAAUCUCAUAUCCGGAGUUCCUAGCCUUUGAGAACUAGGUUUUUCUCUUUCAUUGGUUCUGGAACCUUCGACUUGUGGUUCCACUCUUACUCUUGCAAAAGUUGGAGAAUCCACUGCUAGGGGAAUGCGCGGGGAAAGAGCGAAGCCACUUUACCGACUGAAAGGUACAUAGUUGCUUGACCGAUAGCGAGAGGAACAGACUGACUAGCUCGGAGAUAAACGUAUUGGAAUCGUCCAAAUCAUCUGCCUUGAGAAAUGAAAGAGAGGUCCUAAUACAUUUAUUAAGAAAUAAGUGAGCGUAGACCCUUUCUUUUCUUCUAGAAAGGGAGUUCUGCAACGAAGAAAGGAGAGGAUUUUACAACUACGCUAUUCAAGAGCAGGGAAGGACUAGCUUCCAGUAAAAGGUGCCGGAUAGGUAGGGAACAUUCCUUUCCUUGCAUUGGGGGGAGAGGCCUAUCUGCAGUUGUCGACUCUUCACUUCACAGCGUAUCAUAUUACUAAAAAGCACUCAAAUACGUUGUAUGUAAGGGCGAGAGGGUAUCAAGGAGACAACCACUGUUUACUAGCAAACAUUGAAAGCAGAUACCCGAAUGACUCUUUGAACUGAACGACGUAAUAAAGGAACUAGCGGCCAUCAAAACUGAACGAGAUGAGGAUCAAAUAAAAUCGACCUAACUGUGAUAAGCAAGGUGGUUCAUUUGACCAUAAAUGCUGAAAGAGAACAGAUGAAAGUUCGCCCAAUGGAAGCGAGUGACUCAAGGUAUGCCAUCGCUCUUAUCUCUUGACCUGAGACUAGAUUGGGGGGAGUUCAGUGAGCGAGGAGAAGACUCGGUAGCUGUUAAAAGAAUCAAUUCAAUCAGCUCCAGAGCUAGGAGUUCUAUGUCUCGGUUGAGGAGAGGCCUUAAUCUUAGCUGCUACCCUACUUAUCCCAGCUCUAAAGGCCGCUACUUACUCGAUAGCUCACAAGUUGAGUCGAGUGUGAUUCUUCUUGUUCCGCUGUGAAUGGUAUCGUUAUCGUAUAAAGUGGUUAUCCCAGCUUCCGUACCUUCUUCUUAGGAUUCGGCUUUCACUAGACUCACUACUCUAAGUGAAGGAACCUGAGAGGAAGGGAUGAAUCCGAUCUUGGAAGGCUUGAGGGAAUAAGCGAUGCCAUCGAUUUAGCUGUUGGAGUACGGGCAUUAGUAGCAUAACUAGAGCGAAGGCCAUGGCAUUAGAUUAGGGGAAUGUUCUUUUAACGAAUCCUAAGAAGAAGCUGCAAUUGGAAUGCUUUCAAUGGCCAGAAGGAGUGAAAGCCCCUGUUAUAUGAUUUAAGGUUAGGAGUUUCAUUGUUAGCAAGAUCCCCAGCUAUAGAAUCUGUUGUCGUCAACGUACUUCUUUCUGUUUCUCCCGAGAUGGGAAUAAUAGCGUUAUCUAAUAAAGGAAGAGCCUACUUUCGUACUCAAGGGUUGAGACUGUCCUUCUUAUGAAUAGGUAGUCUCAGUACGCUAAGGAAGCUUGGUCUGCUUAGGGCGUAAAGCAGAAGACUUUGCUCUAGCUCAAGCCUCCCCCGAUAGGGAUAGGUACGAAGUUGCUGUACCGAUAGGUGCUGCUGGAGAAGGAAAGAAAGAGAAAGAUUACCGGUUGAUCAAGUAACUUCCUACCUCUACUUAUAGAAAAGAAAAGCAGAGACAGACAAGAAGAUGCUGAUCUCUUUUAUUACGCUAUUUCAAUUCAAGUGUCCAGUUGUUGUGCUUAGAAUCGAUUCUUUCUUCUUCAUUCAAUAGGGAUCAAACUAUCUCUUAAACUACCCGGUGACCGGCUUAGGCUUUGAUUGAAGUUCCCAGCGUAAAUAGAAAGGAGGAGAUCCCACCACCCAUUUCUGGGCGAGUUUUCCAUCAAGCAUUCAGGUACCACAACUGUCCUAUUGAUAAACAAGACAGCGGCGAUACCGGUCGUGCCGACAGUAAGUACUCCACUACUCAUUGGCGCCCUUUAGUUUAGAUAGAUAGGCCAUAAGUCUGAUGUCUAACGGUACAUUGAGGUGUGUCAUCCGGGGUAACCCCAGGAAAGACAAGACCUCUCCAUGCUCGAGGUACGUGUAGUCGCUCGAGCGAAGUGAGAGGAUUGAAGACGCUCGCCCGAUAGGGUCUUUAGACUUAGAGCGAUAGCGAUAGGGGGAGAACUUCAUGCCUUUCCUUCCUCGGCCUUAGGUAUGAGUCACUCAGGCAAGGCCCAUUUCAAAUGAAUUGGCAAGUAGCUAUUAAUAGAUAGCCCUAUUCUCAGGGUUUACAUUUUUUAGAGGAUAUAGAGUGGAAGUCUUUCUCUAUCCUACGCUAUUCCCUGCGGUUGGAGUUGUAGUUGGAGAGUAGGUAAUACGUUACAGAUGAAUCUCUAUCCCUUUCUUCUGCCUUAGAUUUCGAAGGCCUUGCUUCUGUCUGUAAUUCCUUUAGUAGGUCGAUACGCGCCAAUAGGUAGGGUUCAGACGUCCAUACGAUCGAAUGCAGUUCCUGUCAGUGAAAAAAGGGGGCUUGAAAGCGGAGUGGUUAUAGGUAUUCGAUGGCGGUUUCUUCCUUAUCCUUUCUAGCCAGUGACAUUCCUUCUACAACAAGCGAUCCAGUUCCAGUCUAUUCAUUUCCAGUUGGAGUAGCUUCUCGCUUCUCGUGGCCCUUUCCUUUUCAUGUGUAGCCUAGUCUCUGUGCGUGGAUAUCUUUUACUAUGAAAAGAGCGCAUUCGAGGCAUGAAUCCUCUUCAACUUCAAGGGGAAAUAUCCCGGUAAGGUAUUGAGAAGGGAUCGCCUUCUCUUACUGAACCACGGAAUAGCGCGGGAAGUGCAGCUUUGCGUAUAAGUACGUGGAUGUUAUCGGGCAGUCGGGUAGGGAGGAUCUUACGUUGAUACAGGCAACCGGCCGACAACGCCCCGCGCAAGGCGUUGGGCAACUUAGGGUUUACUUCAACAUCUCGAUCAGUUCUAUACCGGGACUGACAAUACACACCAUUGAGAUCACCCAGGAUUUGAACCUGAGUACUUCCCUGAUGAGAGUAGAUUCCAUCAGUUCUCCCCAAAAAAGAAAUAAGUAUAUUGAAGUAUAUAUAAGGCACCCAAUCGAACGUAUUCUCGGGAGACCGCUUUAGAAAGGCUUUUGACAGGCUGCUAAAAUAAAUGCCUUUUUCGAUGAUUAUGGAGUUGGAGAUUCCUGUUCAAUCGUUACCUCGUUUCAUAGCCUAUAUCUCCGCUUUCACUGGUUUUCCUCUGCGCAUAAAGCUGUUGGUCUUGCUGUGGCUAGCUUGUUUGGUGUAUAUGGCUAGUAAGUUUCUUAUCUCGCCCACUGGUUUGUAACGACAGCGAAAGCUUAAGCUCUUUUAUGGGGCAUUGGGAUUGCCCUUUCGCAAAAAUACCACUUAGAAAGAGCAGAUGUUGCGCUCUGAUAUUACGUCCCAUGCGAAUCUAUUAGAUGAGAGCGAAAACCAAAAAGAACAGCAUUCAAUAUCAAUCAAUUUCAAGUCGUAAAUAUAUAUCAAUAUAACUACAGGAUGGAGGUCCUUUUUUUUGGCAGCAACUAUUCCGUACCGACUAACAAUGUCAAAAAAUACUAAUACACAGCAGCCAGCUCAUCAACGUAAUUGAAAGAAAGGAUUUCGGUUGAAAGUCUUAUUUGUUCUGCUAAACAAACGAGCCUAAACGGGUUUCCGUCGGCGGAGGACAGCUAGGCAAGCUCUAGCGGGAGAAACAAGGGCGUGGUGUGGAUGGGAUGGAACCGAGACGCAUUCGAGACAGGGUAAAACGAGGCCUGACAGGCCAUAACCCAGAUAGAUCCAAGAUUCUUACUAGCGGGAUGAAUGACUGGUUUGCUAUGAGACCCAUCGACCUUGGGAGUGAAUAGAAAGAAAGGAUUGUCGGUUAGAUUCAAGGUAUGCCAGUUGAUUGAUUCUACUCCACUUUCCAGAUUGGCUGAGUGUUACAUCUAUCAUUGGUGUCUCUUUUUUUCUAUUAUUAUAUAUAUAAGAGAAAGUCACUAUAGUGAGUGGUCUGCCCCUGUAACUAACAAUAAAAUAAGAGAAGAAAGCUGUUAACGUAGGUCGGAUCAACGCGGCGAUAAAUGCUAUCCGACUUUCAUGAUCGAAUCGAUUCCACUUUUCACUUUGUCGAGAUUGGCUUGGUCUUCAGUGUCAAAAAGUGAAGGUUCAAGUACAAGAUCGAAAAGAAUGCAUUGCAUGAACAUUGAGAUGCCCAAGAGAAAAAGAAGGAGGGAAAGCGUCGUUUAGUUAGGAACGAAGAUAGUUGACCGGUAUAGAGAGGGUUUUAGCGGGUAGAGGACCGAUAGGGCAGAGAAGUCGUCUGGUUAUCAAAAUUAUGUAUAGAAAGAAGAUUCGUCUUGCUGAGCGCGGUAAAUGCUUUUGACUUUUCCUCAAGUUGUUCUCUAUCCGCUAGCACGCAGACAAUAAUAGGACAAAUCAAUAUAUGGCAAAGUGUGCAGCGAAGGUCAAGAUACAAUAGUGAGAACAUUUUUCAUAGUGCGUAGGUGGGCUCAUUCCGAAUUUCUGCAUACCUUUCCUUUGUGCCGCCUUUUUUCCCAUCCCAUUCUUGACUUCUGUUGGUCAACAACCAACCACAACAAACAAUCAAAACACUAGUCCUACUCCAUCAGCUACAGGCUUUUCGGAGUGUCUGGAGGGAAUUUGGAUUUCUCAUCACUAUGUUUCCACUCCAUUUUCAUUACGAAGAUGUAUCACGUCAGGAUCCGUUGCUCAAACUGAAUCACGCCAACGUUAUGGAAGUUCCUGGAUCGUGUGAAAUAAGAGUAGUACCAAAGGCACCCUAUGAUUUCAUAAUCAAAAAUGGAAAAUUGGCUAUGGAGAUUCCGCGCGGUCAGAAAUUCAUACAGACACAAAGGGGUUCGACAGGAAAGUCGUUUCGAUCCAAUCCAUUCUUGGGGUCAAAUAAAGAAAAAGGAUAUGUCAGUGACCUAGCACGACAAAGCACUCUCCGAGGGCAUGGAAUGUCUAAUUUUUCGGUAAGAAUCUCGACAGUAAUGUCUCUGUUAGAUUCUCCGGUCGAAAUACGGGAAAACUCCAUUCAAUUCUCGAUGGAAACGGAGUUUUGCGAAUUCUCCCCGGAACUGGAAGAUCAUUUCGAGAUCUUCGAACAUAUUCGAGGGUUCAAUGUGACUAUUGUAACUUCGGCCAACACACAAGAUGAGACUUUACCACCGUGGAGCGGCUUUUUGCAAAAAGAUGAGGGAGAAACUAAGCUAAGUCAGAGAUGUCGGAGAAGCGAAAUAUACGAGAUAACAAACGCAGAUUGCUCGCGGCUAAAUAUGAAUUGAGACGAAAGCUUUAUAAAGCCUUUUGUAAAGAUUCCGAUCUUCCUAGUGAUAUGCGGGACAAACUUCGUUAUAAGUUGUCCAAGUUGCCAAGAAAUAGUUCCUUUGCACGAGUAAGAAACCGAUGUAUUUCCACGGGUCGCCCUCGUUCC